Molecule: messenger RNA, 1050 nt
Organism: Rhinocladiella mackenziei CBS 650.93
Lineage: Eukaryota; Fungi; Ascomycota; Eurotiomycetes; Chaetothyriales; Herpotrichiellaceae
Exons: 1
Coding region: 1-1050 (349 amino acids)
Source: RefSeq, a predicted model, not a curated record
AUGUCGACAUUAUCAACGGCUACGGUCACAGAAAUAGGGGCCAUGCCAUCAUCCGCCUCAAACCACCCAACUCUUUUGACUCUGCCUCCAGAAGUAAGGAAUCUCAUCUACAAAUUCGCCUUUCAACAGCCAACCCCUCUGAGACUCCGUUCUCCCUCACAAAGGCGGCUUCGUCCAUCCCGACCUGCCAAAGACGACACGCGAGGGCUCCUGGAUACCUGCCAGCUGAUCCGCUCCGAGGCCGUCACACUCUACUACAGUCUCAAUCCCCUGGUCUUCCGUUCUACAGAAGACGUUCUGGCGUUCAUGUCUGACCCAAACAUCCAUCCGUUGAUCAAGCCUUCCUUGACGCACAUUGCCGUUGAUUUCGGCGACUCCACUGAUGCCGAUUCCAUUCUCAAAGAUCACAUCAGCCUGGUGGACAGCUGUGUGGGCAGCCUGCCAAGGCUCAGAGCUCUUGAAACCCGCUUCUAUGCCCGGACCUUGGACGCCUGCUCAUCAUCCCAUUUCCGAACUCUUGCCUUGGCUUUCGAUGGACUCGAUGCCGACAUGAAUGCACCUCCUUCACCUCGCUCACCUCGCUCUCCCCGUGGCUCUCCUCGAGGCUCUAUCUCCAGCGACACCUGUUCACCUUCCCCGCCAUCUAGCCCCUACUCCCCUACUCUCUGGUCAGACGCCGAAUGUGACGCGGAGCCUGAACCGGACACGUCUGCCAUCCAGGCUGAGGUGCUCGAACAGUACUGCUUCACACCAUCCGCAGCCCUGGCGUUUGCGACCUCUAAGCUCAAGUUCUCUGUUGCGGCCUCCUCCCAGGACUACCCAGGCGUCAAGCAUGACAAGUUGAUCUGCUAUAAUCUUCGCAUCGGUGUCGAUGGGGUCGUCAACGCUCUCGGCCCGGCCCAAGAAGCCGUCAAGCAACGUGUUAGCCGCGUAGGCAUACUCCCAAGACGCCUAAGCGAGAUGUACGAGACCGCUGCUGACGGCAGCUUUCACCAAAGGGUGAGAGCAACCAUUGCCAGUUGCGCGAGAAUCGAUGUUGGUGUAUCGUGA